AUGCCUGCGAAUCUUAUUCUUGUCAUUCUUGAGGAGGUCCUCACUCCCAUUGUGGAAAUAGUGGAGAAGGUGAUAGAGGGGGCCCACGGUGGGAGGCUGUACGCUGAACGACGCACUCUGCGAAUCGAUGGUCCUGGGAAUCCACGAAACAUCAUAGAUACCCGCCCCAUCCCACGAAUGAGCUAUUAUGAGCGAAACAACAUUUAUGAAGGUCCUUGCGGUGUCCCCAAGUACGAUUUCGAUAUGUGCGACAAGGACUUGUACAAUCUCACUAUCACCAAGUCAAUCCCGGCACACGGUCAGGCACAAUUUGAAAACAUACCAGCAACAUGUAUGGCCAUUUCCGGUGUCCUUGCUGGCUCCUGCGACCCUUCUCACGGCAUUCAUCCGGUACCAUGCGGUACUGAUUGUCUCUUGUAUACCUCUGUGACGGACGAGGAGCUCGAUCAGAUCACGGCAGCACUGAAGGGACAACCGCAGUCCAAGAAGGCAUCCAGUUAG
Molecule: messenger RNA, 501 nt
Organism: Hypoxylon fragiforme
Lineage: Eukaryota; Fungi; Ascomycota; Sordariomycetes; Xylariales; Hypoxylaceae
Exons: 2
Coding region: 1-501 (166 amino acids)
Source: RefSeq, a predicted model, not a curated record